ACCACUGCAGUGACACUGACACGGGUAGAGACUCAUUUGGAUUAGACAAAGCAGAUACUUUGGCCGGAAAAUUCGACGGCGAUUUGUCUCACACUGUUCUAAUUCUUCAGGUAGAGUACAUGGCUGAAGACGCAGAGAGUGACGCAGAGAGCCGUGUGCGUGCCAAACGCUCGGAUGACAGGAGGGGUCAUCUAGAUAGGCUGAGCAAAUUACCAGAUUCAUUGCUAUGUCAGGUACUCUUGAAUCUUCCCACAAAAGAUGUGGUUAAGACUAGUGUGUUAUCCAGUAGAUGGGAAAAUCUCUGGAGAAGUGUACCUGGUUUGGACUUGGGGUAUGGUGACUUCCCGGAGUACAACGCUUUUGUGAGCUUUGUUGAUAGCUUUCUGGGUUUUAACAGCGAAUCUUGCCUGCAAAAUUUUAAGUUAAACUACCAAUAUUUAAGGCGAAAGUACGAAUGGAACUGGACUGAGCUUGAUAAUGCUAAUGUCACCUGGUGGAUCAACACAGUUAUUAAGCGGAAAGUUGAACAUCUUCAUGUCCUGGACGGGAGGUGGUUGGAACAUGAAUUGCAGAUACCUCAAACAGUUUACACAUGUGAGAGCUUGGUAUCCUUGAAGCUCUCUGACGUGAUCUUCAUUAAUCCCAAGUCCGUUUCUUUACCUUCUGUCAAAGUUAUGUAUCUUGAUAUGGUUAAGUUUGCCAACGAUUGGGCUUUCGAAAUGCUCAUCUCAGGCUGCCCAGUUCUCGAAAGCUUAACUAUAGAGAGGAGUGCCUGUGAUAAUGUAGAUUAUUUACGCGUGUGCUCUCUGUCUCUAUUGAGUUUCACCCUUGUUGGCCACUGUAACGAAGAUAUGAAUAAAGAACAAGUAGUUGCAAUAGAUGCUCACAAGCUUGAGUAUCUCAAGCUAUAUUGUCAUGAAACUGCAAGUUUCAUAAUAAAUAAUCCGGCUUCCCUCGUUAAGAUGGCCAUCGACAUCAGGUUUAACUUGUCUUUCGAAAAGAGGUUUGAUCCCAAUGAUCUACCAAAGAGAAAUAUGAUCCGUAAUUUUCUCAUUGGGAUCUCUAAUGUCAAAGAAAUGGACAUCUCUUCGUAUACACUCGAGGCCAUCUGUAACUACUCAAGAUGUGAACGAUUACCCUUAUUCCGUAACCUAUCUUCCUUGCAUGCUGACUUCGACGACUGCAGGUGGGAAAUGUUGCCAGUCUUUCUAGAGAGCUGCCCGAAUCUAAAAUCUCUCUCUGGGAUUUAGUAAAUCUCCAGGGGAGGAGCCAAUUAGUAUUUUACCUGAACCUCAUUGUAACCUACCGUCUCUUAGUUUAUUGACAUAGGAAAGCCAA
Messenger RNA from Arabidopsis lyrata subsp. lyrata, 1338 nucleotides. RefSeq names its product putative FBD-associated F-box protein At1g78730. The record is from RefSeq and is a predicted model, not a curated record. NCBI's taxonomy places the organism in Eukaryota, Viridiplantae, Streptophyta, Magnoliopsida, Brassicales, Brassicaceae. Gene Ontology annotation, molecular function: protein binding. The transcript is spliced from 4 exons. The coding region runs from base 120 to 1250 and encodes 376 amino acids.